AUGUCAGCUCGGGGAUCGCUCACUGUUGGUUCAGUGGCCGACCUUGGUCGGCGCCCGGACAGUCCCAACGUGAACGUGCCAGCGUCAACGCUCCGCGCCAAGUCCACCACCGGCGUGUCGGACCAGUGGCGGUUGGCGGAUGGCAUGGCGCCGGCCGAGGCGUCGGUACGUCGGUACACGGGCCGCCCAUCGUCACCCACUUGCUCCUAA
Apiotrichum porosum is the source of this 210-nucleotide messenger RNA. RefSeq lists its product as uncharacterized. The record is from RefSeq and is a predicted model, not a curated record. Bases 1 to 210 code for a protein of 69 amino acids. Lineage: Eukaryota; Fungi; Basidiomycota; Tremellomycetes; Trichosporonales; Trichosporonaceae. The transcript has 3 exons.